Messenger RNA from Staurois parvus, 624 nucleotides. The record is from the annotation of a GenBank genome assembly. NCBI's taxonomy places the organism in Eukaryota, Metazoa, Chordata, Amphibia, Anura, Ranidae.
UGCUUUCUUUUUCCAGACAUAGACGAGUGCCAGCAGCGCAACCCCUGCCAACAUGAAUGUAGAAACACAGAGGGCAGCUUUCAGUGUCUUUGCCCAGCAGGCUACCGGCUGCUCCCCAACAACAGAAAUUGCCAGGAUAUAGAUGAAUGUGUAGAGCAAAGAAUUUCCUGCGGAACCAACCAGAUGUGUUUCAACACCAGAGGAGGCUUUCAGUGUCUGGAUACGCCGUGUCCUGCCUCUUAUGUGAAGGGACCCAGCCCAGGGACCUGCUAUCGGCGAUGUCUAACAGACUGCAGCUCUGGAGGUCCAUACACCCUGCAGUACAAGCUAUUGACAUUGCCGUAUGGGAUACCACCCAAUCACGAUGUCAUUCGUCUUAGCGCCUUCUCGGAAGGGGGGCUUCUACAAAACCGAACCAGCUUCACGGCCCUGGAGCAAGACUCAGGAAGCCCGUUUGCCAUCCGGGAUGAAGGGGGUCAUGGCCUCAUCUAUACAUUGCGGUCACUGGACACCUCUGGAGUAUACAGGAUAAAAGUACAGGCGGUGACUCAUACUGAACAGCAAGGGGUGCGAUACCAGAGCGUCUUCAUCAUCUACAUCUCUGUAUCACCAUAUCCAUACUGA